GCCGGCUUCCUCUGAAAGAUUUUUGACAGGACAAAGGACUCUCCACCACAGGAGUGAUGUCCUAGAGACUGUGGUCCUUGUUAAUCCCUCAGAGGAUACAGUUGCAUCAGAGAUCCAGUCUCUACUCACAGACUCAGCAGGACACAAGCUUCUGGUCCUGAGUGGCCAGAGCUCAGAUCACGGUGACCUUCUUCUUCAAACUGGGGUUUUCACUUACCAGACUUUUUCACGUGUCAUUGCUGAUCCUGGGGUCAGUGAAUUACUGGGAACAGCAGCCCCCAAGCAGCAGGCAACACUUAUUGUGUCCUGCCGCGGGGAGGUGGGCUGGAGCUCCCUGGGACAGCAGCAGCACCUACGGGAGUUCCUGGAAUACAAACUAAAUCCUGAUCCCGUGCUUCCCAAGAUGGAGGGCGUCACCGAAUUCACUGAGUACAUCUCAGAGACGGUUGAUGUCCCUUCACCGUUCGACCUUCUGGAGCCACCUACCUCCGGAGGCUUCUUGAAACUGUCUAAACCAUGUUGCUACAUCUUCCCCGGUGGGAGGGGAGACUCUGCUCUCUUUGCUGUGAAUGGUUUCAACAUCUUGGUGGAUGGAGGCUCUGACAGAAAAUCCUGCUUCUGGAAGCUGGUGCGUCACUUGGACCGCAUCGACUCCAUUCUGCUUACACACAUCGGCGCUGACAAUCUCCCCGGCAUCAAUGGGCUCCUUCAGAGGAAGAUAGCAGAACAGGAUGAGGAGCAGUCCCAAGGCUCCACCAAUUAUAGUGACUGGAUGAAGAACCUGAUCUCUCCAGAGCUAGGUGUGGUGUUCUUCAAUGUACCAGAGAAGCUCCGCAUGCCAGAAUCAAAUCUCAAAGUCAAACGCAGCAUUGAAGAGGCCUCACUCACAUUGCAGUACCUUAACAAACUGGGAAUCAAGCCGGAACCACUAUUUCGAGUGGUCAGCAACACUAUUGAGCCCAUCACUCUGUUCCACAAGAUGGGAGUGGGCAGGUUAGACAUGUAUGUUCUGAACCCUGUAAAGGACAGUAAAGAGAUGCAGUUUUUAAUGCAAAAGUGGGCCGGCAAUAGUAAGGCUAAAACUGGUAUUAUACUCCCUAAUGGGAAAGAGGGAGAAAUAUCUGUUCCCUACCUGACAUCAGUUACAGCCUUAGUUGUUUGGCUCCCCGCCAACCCUGCAGAAAAGAUUGUCAGGGUACUGUUCCCCGGGAAUGCACCACAAAACAAGAUCCUAGAGGGACUAGAAAAAUUAAAGCACCUUGACUUCUUGCGCUACCCUGUAGCCACACAAAAGGACAUUGCUUCAGGAGCUCCUCCCUCUGCCAUAAAACAGACAAAGUUAAAGCAAAGAACAGAUAGCAAAGAAAGUCUCAAAUCCUCCCCCAAGACUACAGCAAAGGCAUCAAAGAAAGAAAUUGAUGGCCAAGAUGAUGUGUCAGCUGCUACAGAGGUGAAGAGUGAUUCUGUAAAGGAAAACAAGUUAGAGAAAAAGGAGGAGAAAAAGACUACCAAACCUCCAAAAUCUAAGACUGAUGUGCCAGAAAAGAAAAAACUCUUGAAAGAAAAAUCCUUAAAAAAGCACUCCAAAGAAAGAGCAUCAAAAAUGGAUGAGAAAAAAGACAAGGAAAAGAAAGAGAUCAAGAAAGUGAAAAAAGAAGACUCAACCAAAAAAGAUGAGAAGAAAGAUGGCAAGUCCAAGGAGGACAAAAAGAAGGACACAUCCAAACCUGAGCUAAGAAAGAUUACGAAGCCUGACCUAAAACCCCUGACACCAGAAGUCAGAAAGACAUUACAUAAAGCUAAAGUUUCAAGUAAAGCCAAGACUGGUAAAGUCAAAGUGAUCAAAGCAGAACCUGCUGAACCCAAGCCAGAGGAGCCAACUACAGCUGAAACUACUCAGCCUGAACCACUACAGAAUGGAGCUCUUGAGGGUCUGUCUGCUCCUUCCACACCAGAAGACCUCACCAAGGAUUUUGAAGAGUUGAAACAAGCUGACGUUGUUGCUGUAUCCUCAGAGCUACCUGACAUUACUGAGGUUGCAUCAGAGCCAUCAGAACAAGGCCUUAUCCAAGAGGAGGAGAAAGCUCAAGAAAUUAUAUCAGAAAUCAUUCCAGAUACACAGUCUCCAGAAAAGGAAGUACUGGCCUCAGAUUUGAAAGCUGAAGCUGAGGCUGAAGAUGAAGACAAGAAGUCAACACAACAGCAAGAGGAACAAUUAGUAGUAGAAGAGGCUGAAAAGUUUGAGGAUGAGGGAGCAGCUAUUGAGGAUGAGGAGGAGGAAGAGGAGGAGGAAGAGGCCAAAACUGUUGAAAAGAAAACAGCAGAGGAAGAGGAGGAUAUGGGAAUUGGAGAAGAGGAAGAUGAAUCAAAAUGGAAGGAGGCAAAAGACAAUGGGCUUGACAGGAAACAUGAGGUGGAAGAAAUGGAGAAAUCAGAAAUUCUCACCGCUAAGGUUGAGACAAAGGGUUUAAAAAUGAUGCCGUCCAGGGAAGAGGAAGAAGAAGAGGCAUUGGAGAAAGCUGAACUGGAGGAGGUCGAAGAUUUAGAUGUGAUAGCAGAUGAAGAGAUCAAAGUCAAACCUGAAGAUUUUGCUGAAGGGCAAAUGGCCCAGGUCAUGGACAGCAAAGCCACUGAACUUGCUACUUCAGCCAAAGAUGAAGAAGAUGAGGAAGGAUACCUAUCACAUGUAGGAGGGGUCACAGCUCCCAUAACCUCUGUAGCUCAAGGAGCUGCUGCAGCGGAACCAAUCUCCUACAUCCAAGAUGAAACCAUUCCUGGAUACUCUGAGACAGAACAAACCAUCUCUGAUGAGGAAAUUCAUGAGGAGGCAGAGGACAGAAUACCACACCUUCAAUAUGAUGUUGGCACGUAUGAUAUCUCCGUUCCAGAUCAGACAGGUUCAUUUGUAGACAUUCAUGGCAUGAGGGAGAUGCAAGCCGCAGCCAUGUCUGACAAAGGGUUUAUACCAGGUGUACAGGAGCAGGUAUCUGUCUUCACCAACAUUAUUGCUGCUCCUUUGGCAGAAGAGGAGCAUGUAUCCUCUGCAACAUCCAUAACAGAAUAUGACAAAUUGUCCUCCUUCCCCACCUCUAUUGCUGAAGACCAAUCUGUGGCAUCUGUCACAGCACCUCAAAUGGAGGAAACAGGGAAAAGUUCUUUAGUUAUGGAUACUGUCAACACUGUUCCCCUGUCAACCCCAACUGAUGCCACCCAAGGCAAAGACUACCCACACUCUGCAGGGACCAUCUCACCAUCCUCCUCUUUAGAAGAUGACAAGUGCUUCAAGUCUCCAUCUGAUGAUUUACAGUUAGCUGUCACUGAAGUGAAGACAAGUGCUAAAGUUCCUGAUACUCAUGAUGAGGAAGAAGAAGAAGAAGAAGAAGAAGAGGAAGAUGAAGACCAAACUCCUAAUGUUGACAUUUCACUUGAAAAACUUCAAGAGGGCUAUGCUUCAACCCAAAUAUUCCAGGAUAAAGAGAGAGAUACUGAAAAGCUUGCUGGCUCAGUGUCUCCAGGUUCUAUCCAGGAUACCAAACCUCUACACCCACCAGUUGAAGAGGAGCACAUAGAUACAGUUGCAUCAAAGGAUAUCUCAUCUGUUGUGCCCACAAAACCUUUUGGAUCAGACUCAAUAACAUCAGAGAGUGAAGAGCGUUGCUUCAGUCCAGAUGAUAGCACUGUGAAAAUGGCCUCCCCUACACAGUCUGGACCCCCAAGUGCAGCCCAUUCUCCAUUGCGUCAGUCACCUGUGGAAGAAAAGACUAAGGGCUUCCCUGAACAGGAGCUACAAAAACAAGAAGAGUUCCCUGACAUAGCCAUUAAAGUUGAAGACAAAGAUAAAAUUAAAGAUGAAUCAGAUAAAGAGAAUAAGAUUCAGAAAGAUACUGACAUACAGAAAGCAGAUCAGCAUGAGGUAGAAGCUUUAACAUCUUUGGAUAAAUCAGCUGAGAAGGACAUAAAAGAGAUUCCAAUGAUGAAAGAGACAGAAGAAUACACUUCCUCUAUACCAAAAGACGAAGACAAACAGAAGGAGACAAUGCCUCUUGCUGCUGCAUCUGUAACAGGAAAAGUUGAGGUGCCCAUGUUAGUAAAAGAUUCUCUUGCUGAGGACAUUGCCAGUGUGGGAGUACAUGAUGGGCAUCAAGAGAAAGAACCCAAAGUGCCUAUACCAAGUAAAUUUCCAGAGAGGGAGGGUCAGUUUUUUGAUGAUGACGAAGAAGAUGAUGAUGACGAUCAUGAUGAUAAAGCUGUUGUUAAAGUCGUCAAGGAGGUACAGGAAAUAGAGGGAACAAAGGAUGACACUUUUGAUCUCAAACAAGUCAUGGCUGAGCAGACACAGAAAGAAAUACCACAGGAUGAUGUUCCUGGUGUACAACCCAUCCAAGGAGAUAUGACAGAGAAAGAGGUAGAAAAGGAUGUUACCUCUGAUGUUAGACCCAUUAAGGAUGAGCAAAAGAGAGUGAAAAACUUGAUACUCCUGAUAUCAAACCUAUUAAAGAAAGAGAGAUGGAAAGAUGCUUCUGAUGUCAAACAAAUCAUAGAUGAGCAGAAGCAGAAAGAUAUCACACAAGAUGAUUUUGAUAUCACACCCAAAGAUGAGAUAACGGAGAAAGAGAUGACAGAUGUUGAUGUGUCCGAUACUGUGACCAUGAAAGAGCAGGAGAAAAAGAAAGAGGAUGGUACAUUUGAUAUUACAUGUAUCAAAGGUGAGGAGAUGAAGAUUGAAAAGGACCAUGCAACUGACAUUGAACCCAUUAAAGCUGAGAUGGAGAAAGAGGCGAAGAAGGAUGAUAUAACUAUUGUUAAGCAUAUUAAAGAAGAGGAGAAGAAAACGGAGACAGAAAAGGAUGAAAUCUUUAUUAUCAAAGAUAAAAAGGAGGAGAGACAGAUUGACAUUCCUGAUACCAAAGUCAUCAAGGAUGAGCAGUGGGAAGAAGAGAAAGUCAUGGAUGAUACCUCUGUUGCUAAACCCACCAAAGAAGAAGAAAAGAUGAGUAAAGAUGAUAGCUCUGUUGUUAAACAGCCCAUGGAAGAAGAAAAGGUGCAAGAGAUGAGUAAAGAUGAUAUGAGCAAGGUUGAGGAAAAGGGUGUAAUGAUGAGUAAAGAUGAGACUGUCAAACCAAGCAUACAACAAGAAAAGGGAGAAGAGGCUGGCAAAGGUGAUAUUUCUGCUACCACAUUUACCAAGAUGGAAGAAAAGGAUAUAACAGCAAUAAAAGAUGAUACUUCUGCUAUCCAGCUUACUAAGGUGGAGGAAAGGGAUGUAGUGACAAGUAAGGAUGAUGCCUCUGCUGUCAAACCAACCAUAGAAAAAGAAAAGGAAGAAAAGAUAAGCAAAGAUGAUACUUCUGCUAUAAAACAUACCACAGCAGAGGAAAAGGAUAUGGUGACAAGUGAGGAUGAUACUUCUGCUGUCAAACCAGCCAUAGGAGAGAAAAAGAAACAAGAGGCAAGUAAAGAUGAUACUUCAGUUAUCGAACUUCCCAAGGCGAAGGAGCCGCAAGAUACUUCUGUCAUCAAACCAGUUGUGGACAAAGAAAAGGAACUGGACACAAGUGAAGAUGCCAGUGUUGCUGCCAAACCUGGUAAGAUUGAAGAAGAGGAUAUAAUGACAAGUAUGGAUGUCAAAAUAUCCAUGAAAGAUGAGAUGAGCACAAAGGAUGAUACUUUUACUGCCAAGCCCACCAUGCAAGAGGACAGUCAGAAAGAAAUCAGCAAAGAUGAUGUUAGCACUGUCAGAUCAACAAUUGAAGAGGAAAAGGAGAAAGAAGUGAGUAAGUCGGACACUUUCACUGUCAAACCAUUCAAGGAAGAGGCAGUGACGAUUCAGGAUCAUAGUUCUGCUAUCAAACCUGACAAGGAGGAAGGAGAUAUAUUAACAAGUAAGGCUGACAUUUCUGUUGACAAGCCUAUCAAGGAGGAGGAAGGCAAAGGAAUGCCUGGUGUAAAGCUCAUCACAGAUGAAGAGAAGAGGGUAGAGGUGGGUGAAGUUACACUAUCUGAUAUAAAACUGCUCAAGGAGGAGAAGGCGGAAGAGCCAGUAACAGAUGAAUCUUAUGCUGUGAAACACGUUAAGGAUGAUGAAGAAAAAAUAGAGAAGAGUGACCUUUCUGAAACUAAACCCCCCCAGAAACAGGACAAAAAAGAGGCAGUAAAAGAAAGCACUUCUCCUGUCAAAGCUAUUGAGACUGAGGAGGAAGAAGAGGUAGAAGAGAGUGAUGUUUCUGCUAUUAAACAGAUAAAGGCGCAAGUUAAAGAGUUGGAAAAGGGUGAUGCUACUGACUAUAAACUCAUUACAGAUGGAAAAAAAGAUGAAGAGACUGAAAAGGAUGAUAAGACAAAAGAGAAGGAGACAGAAGAAUAUGUUGACUAUACUAAGGGGACAAAAGAGAAGGACUCUGAAGUCAAAAUUAUCAAGGAUGAGAAAGAUCAAGUCAAACAGGACACUUUAGAAACUCUAUCCAUCAAAGAAGAGGAGAGGGGAGCACAUGAGGAUGCUCUAUCUGGCACAGUGUCCAUUUUAAAAGAAGAGACGGAGAAGACGUUCACUCCAACAGAUGGCACCAAAGAUGAGAAAAAAGGGGCUGGAGAAGAUUAUCCAUUUGAGUCUGAAACCAAGAUGGAUGACAAAAAAGAGCCAAUUCUUGCUGUGGCCGAGCCCUUGAAAGAGGACAAGCCUGAAAAAGAUCAUCUUUUUGAGUCAGCUGCGACUAACAUAGGUAAAGACACUUCUGAUGAUAAGGUUAUGGAAGCACAGAAAGAAAAAGAUACUUCUGGCUCUACACCAAUAAAAGUUCAGCAAAGCAGUGACACGUCUGCAGCUAAGUCAAGUGAUGACAAAAAACAAGCAGAAGAUGACAUUUCUGUGGUUCCUCCUGACAUCCAGGAGAAGAAAGAAGAAGCUAAAGAUAAAGACAGUGAAGCAAAAGUCAUCACCAUUCAAGAGGAGAAGAUGGAGAAAGAAAAAGAUGACACACAUGUUGCUGAGCUAACUAAAGAGCAGAAAAUGGAGAAGGAACAAGAAAAAGAAUACACAUAUGAGACUGAAGAUAUCAAAGAUGAAAAAAGAGAUGAGGAUGAAAUAUAUGAACCUGCUAAAGUAAAAACUAUUCAAGAAAAAGGUACUGCAGAUAUAAAGACAGAUGAGAUGACUGAGAAAGAAAAGUAUGACUCCUACGAUAAAGAAGAGAAAUGGGAGAGAGAAGAAUUACAAGAGAAAGCCCUAGAUAAAACCAUCAAACAAACUGCACAAACAACAUUAGAGGAAUCAGUGACAGCAUCAAAGGUGGAUUAUAAGCCCACGUUUCUGGUUCCGUCCUCUGAUGAAGACAGGGAAGAAGAGGAAGAGGAGGACAUCUGUAUGGGAGGGGCAGGCUCCAGACCUUUGUCAGUCGAGCCUAGAAAAUCAGAGCAUGACAUCACUUGUGAAGGCCUUUUCUCCUCUCAAACUUCACAUAAAGUGCCUAGUGACCAAGCUACAGAGCUUAUACCUGAAAAGAGCACAGCAACUAUGACUACACUUACAACACAGGAGCCCUCUAUUGAUAAAGACAUCAAAGAGUUGGGAAAAGAAGAAUACAGACUUUUACCUGAAGCAGACAAGGGUGUUAUGUCAAUUGAAACCACAUCUGCACCCCUAGCCACACCAGAACCAUCCUUUAUUGCCACGUCAAAGGAGGAACCCAUCUCAACUGGAGUAAUUUCUAAAGAGGCACCAGUUUCUGACAUCCCUAUCACUAAAGAGGAUCCCAUGUCAGAAUCUGUUGAAAAAAGGCAUGUGUUAUCAACAUUAUCAAGCACUGACAGUCAACCAAGAAGUUGUACGCUAUCAAGCACUGAGAGCCAGUCUAGUGUAGAGGAAACACCCCAACUGGAAAAACCAAUACCAGCUCUGAAAGACUCAGCACUUAGUCCAGAAGAAAAGAAAAAGCAAGAAGAGAAACCAGAAAAGGAAGCAGAGAGAGAAAUGGAAGGAGAAAGAGAAGUGGCUUCACCAGGAUUAUCACAACCCUGUUCAUAUUUUAUGCUAGAUAAAGAUACUGAGAAUACUGUUGAGUCUGCUGGACAUGCUGAUACUGUAAAAUCAGACAAUGCCACUGUUAAAGCAGAAGGUGUUGACAAAAUGGCCUCAGUGAAAGAGAUGGUCAGUGAAACCCUACAAGAAGAAAAGCAAAACUUUGGUGCAUCCAAGUAUGAGCCAUACGAAAAGCCUAUCCCUAAAGAUCAUGAUUCAGACUACAGAGGAGGAAGUGAGGUUUCAGAGGGUUUUGAUCAGGCCUCUGAGAUUGGCAUUGAUGACAACAGGAGAACAAGUCAGAUAGAGUCUGGUGGAGCCAUGUUCCUCCUGGAUGAUCAAUACAAAGAAGAGCCUCUGUCCUUCAGCAGAGUUGACUACAGUCCAGUGUCGCUUACAGAAAGUGAACGAAGCAGUCAUCACAGUCAAAGUGCCUCCCCUCAAUAUGAAGACAGAGAGAAAGGCCAGGAGGAGGAGAGUGAGAGAGAGGAAGUACCAGACACACCUUAUGUUGAAAACAGCUUUUCAUCUGUAGACAUGCAAGAUAACAAAAUGACCCAUGCUGCUGAAUCGUUGUCUUAUGUAUCCAGUGUCAAAGAGGACAAACCUGAAAAAUCAGAGAAAGAGAAGGAGGAUAGGGAGGAAGGCAUUUCAUCAGCCCCUCAAACAGUGGCUGGAGGAGAGGAUAGUACAUACAAAGUUUCUACUAGUAUGGAUAUCCAUACGUCAGACCUAUCAUUAAGACAGGAAACACCGUCUACUUCAUUGAGCCAAUCAAACCUCGGCAUCCAAGCCUCAACUACUUCGACAGCUUUUGGAGAAUUCACAGAAAGGAAAGCCUCAGAGAAAGAAAAGGAAAAAUCUGCUGAGUCACUAAAAGACAAGAUGGAAUCCUCUGAUACUGAAAGAGAAGGAUCUCCCUCUGGUCGGUAUUCACCAGCAGAGAAAGACAUUUUAGCUCAGCGUUCUUCACCUUGUGAAAAAGAGGAAACAGCUAGUGACUCAAGAGCUGCACCUAGUGCCACAUUUUUAGGACAUCAGAUAGACGACAAUGUCCUUGCAUCUGACAGUAGUCAAAUUAGCAGCUCUGUCACUUGUAAAUCUAUGCUUGACUUUACAGAAAGAAAAGAUAGUAUGGUGGAUAAAAGGCUACUUGUUGAGGGGGAAGAUUUUAAUGAUGAUGAGGAUGAAGAUGAGGAUGAGGAUGAGGAAGAGGAUGAGGAGGACGAAGAGGAGGUCAGUGAUGUGGAUUUGGAAAAAGGUGCCAGAGAACAAUCAGAAAAAGAAAUUUGUAGACGUAGCUCUGAUGAUGCCACUGUCACUAAGUUAGCAGAAAAAGAGGACUCAAAUAAAAUUUCUCAGUCACCUGAAUCAAGCCCUCUCAAAGAUGACAAAACCUGUAGACCUGCUGCCGAUAAUCUAUCCACUUCCAAAGUCACUGAGGCAGAUGAGAAGGGCUUGGAUGAAAAAUCUCCUGAAACAAGGGCUUUCAAAAAGGAAGAUAUCUAUGAAGCUAAAGCUGAUGAGAGAACUGCAUCCCAACUUCCUGAGACAAAGAGUGAAGAUGUAGAUAAAAAUAUUACAUCACCAGAACCGGGUUCUCUCAAAAUGGCUGAAAUCUGUGUAACUACUUCAGAUGAUGCCAGUGCUUCUGCACUUCAUGAAACAAAAAAGGUGGAUGCAGAGAAAAGGGUUCCAUCACCUGAACCAAGUCCUCUCAAAACAGAUGAAAUCUGUUCAACUAGAUCAGAUGGCAUCACUGCUCCAGAGUUUCCUGAAACAAAGAAAGUGGAAGACACAGACAAGAGGCAUUUAUCACCUGAACCAACUGAAGCAGCCCCUCAGAAAAAGUCAUCUGUUGUGGAUGCCACUGUGGCUGAAGUGCCAGAGUCAAAAGAAAAAGAAGACAAAGUGUCUCUAUCAUCAGACCCAAGCAUUUCUACAAAAGAAGAGUGUAAACCAAUGGCCACAAGCAGCUUGACAAGUAGCCUUGUGCCAACAGACCAUGCAGAGUCUUUGUUCAAGCCUCCAGUUAGUUCGUCCCCACUGCUACCAGGCAGCUAUGCCGAUAUUGGACAGAGUGGAUCUGGAGACUACCCCUCAGAAUCAUCUGAGCAUUAUUACAGUGAGGUCAGUCAAGUAGGAAAGAUGAAGGAGGGUGAAGGAGAAGCCCUUGUGUUUUCAGACACCUCCCAGCUAUCUAAGUUAAGUGAUGACAAAUAUUACAGCCAAGGAGAUGCUGAAAAACAAAGGCUGAUGCUAAGUCCAGAUGAGAGGCAGACCUCGGAUAUCACUACAACACAUGAGGAAACUGCCUCAUCAACUUGCACAUACACCACCAUGACAUACUCAUCCUUAACAUACUCCUCUGUAUCACACAGCUACUCUUCAUCAGCCUCAGCUUCUGUUCCCUCUAGCCAACAGUUUGGAGAAGAAGUAAAGACUUUGAUGGCGGUAUCCACUUCUGGUCUUGAGCAGGACUCUGAGGUACCUUUGGUCAAAGAAGAGGCACCAUCCGUUACACAGUCUAGGCCUCAGACAGAUGAGUACAUGGAAGUGACUAUGAAACCUUCAACAAUUGCCCCUAGUCUUUCAGAAGCAUCUGUGCCCAUUCAAUUUGAGACCAAACCACCUUCUCCUAUCCUGCAUGCCACUGCCAAAGAGAUUUUGGAACAAGAUGCUUCUUCAAAACCAGAAAUGGACAACAAGCAGAGCAGUGAUGAUUUUUAUGUACUAGAAACUAAGCUUACAACAGCAGCUGCACCAUCAUCUUUACAAAGUAGCCAGCCAGUUAAACUGGAAGAGAGUGUAUCCACAUCAGGGGCUCUUUUUGAUGUUUCUCCCCUGCAAAGGGCUUACUCUUCUGACAGAGGGUCAGCAGAAACCAAGGAGGAGUCUGACACAUUUGAAAUGGAGGAAAGCACCCUACCAUGUCGUAUUGAAUGUCAACUAACCACUGUGGCUGAGCAAAAAGAGACAGUUUCCUCAAUAACUGAGUCACAUGUGGCACAAAGCACCAUAUACGCUACACAGACAAAGACAGUCACUGUAACCGGUACUACCAUGGCAUCUCAACCUGAAGUAGAGAUAAAAACACAACAGGCUGCAUCUCUUACCCCAGUUUGCCCUGAGGAAAUUCACAGUGGAGCUACAAAAACCUCAUGUGCCAUAGCAGAUCUAUCAAAAACAGAAGAGGAAAGAGAUGCAAAGGAGGAGAGACUACAGUUAAAAGAGGAAGAGAAAGCUAGAGAGAUGAAACCUCUGAAGGAGGAUGCCAAAGUGUCAGAACCUAAAGAAAAAGAACCAAGGGAACGAGAUGACAAGACAGAAUUUACUAAAGAAGACACUGAAGUCAAGGAAAAAAUGGAGGAAAAGAAAUAUGAGGAAAAGUUAUGCAAAGACAGCACCACUGAGGAGAAGAAAACUACAGCUGAUCCAAAGAUGAGUGAAAGAGCAGAAAUUGGAGAGGGCCAAGAGGCAGAAAGUGUAGAGGAGAAAAUGUUGGAGAAACCACUAGAGAGGCUGGAGGUAAGGCGGAAGAGCAGUAUAUCUGAUUGGGAGCUCCUACAGAGGCCUGAAGGUUGCCCAAGUGCCCCUCCUCCAGGUUAUGGUGAUGAUGAUGAUGAGGAGGAAGAGGAGGAAGCAAUGGAAGCAAUGGAAUGGAUGACCACUGUCCAGGGUACCUCUCUGUCCUCUGCAAAAGAUACCUACCACACAGACGCAUCUAGAAAAGAAGAUGGACAGUCCGAUCGCCCCUCUGACUUGAACACAGGAGCCACCUCCUCGUCUUUCUCGCCUCCAGGGUACUCAUCCUGUGAAUAUAAACAUCGCAAAGGAGAACUUUCCCCAUCUUUCAUCAAUCCCAGUCCCCAUCAGCUUUCCAGUGAUGAGGGCGAAGAGGAUGGACGUAGUGACCACACCCGGGAAGGGGAUGAGGAUGAUCGUGAACAACACUCUGUUAAAAGGAGGUCUCACAAGCAGAGGCGUCAUCAUGCUCAGAGUCACCAUGGAGAUGCUAGUCAGGGGCCAAACCAGUUGCCUGGUGCUAUGUCAUCUGGACUGGGUGUGACAUUAGCAGGAGAAGAGACACCUCCAACAUCAGCAAGUGAAUCAUUGCCUUCACAGUCAGAUUCUGAUGUCCCACCAGAAACUGAGGAGUGUCCAUCCAUAACAGCCGAAGGAAAUCUGGACUCAGAUGAAGAUGCUGAACAUCUGCCUGUGGACAAACUAUCAGCUUCUGGAGCAGGUGGGGGCCACCAUCCCCCGUCACCUCGGUCAACCCAGAAGACUCAUGACCCCCUUCCCACCCCAAUGAAGGACCCUCUUCCUCACCCUCCCCACCCAGACGUGUGCAUGGUAGACCCAGAGGCACUUCUCAAUGACUAUAACAGCACAGAUAAACCUCCCAAGAAGGAGCACAAGACCACCAAAGUCCUCAGAAAGGGCAAACCGAAAUCAGCCUCCCCUGCCCGGAAGGGGGAUGUCAGGAAGAGAUCCUCCACUCCAGUGAAGCAGACCUCCAAGGACUCCGCCUCACCUCGCUCAGCCUCUCUGAAAAGGAAAGACACAGACAGAAGCUCCAGGCUGAUUAAAAUGUCUGAGACCCAAGGAUCUAGGAGUGAGAUCCAUAACCCUGGGAAAGGCUUAGUCAAUGGUGUCAAAAGCAGUUCAGGUAACAACUCUCAAAAAACUAGUUCAGCUGUUCCCCCUGGGCCACCCAUCUAUGUGGACCUGGCUUAUGUGCCCAACCACUGCAGUGCCAAGAACGUGGACCAAGAAUUCUUCAAGAGAGUGCGGGCCGCUUACUAUGUAGUGAGUGGGAAUGACCCAGGCAGUGGAGAGCCCAGCCGUGGAGUGUUGGAUGCCCUGUUGGAGGGCAAGGCUCAGUGGGGCUCUAAUUUACAGGUGACUCUGAUUCCCACCCAUGACACGGAGGUGACCAGGGACUGGUAUCAGCAGACCCACGAGAAGCAGCAAGAUCUCAACAUCAUGGUGCUGGCCUCCAGCAGCACCGUUGUCAUGCAGGAUGAAUCUUUCCCUGCCUGCAAGAUCGAGUUCUGAGCUUCAUAAGCCCUGAUGUGCUUUUCCCCUCCCAUCCUCCCCCCUCCCUGUCAUCUGUUCAUACUCGAGGUAGAGCAAGGGGAAUGCCGUACCCCCUGCUGCUUCAAAGCUUCUUGCUGUCUCAUGAUACCAGUCUCCAUUGCAUUUGCUGCAGUCCUCAACAUACUUGAUUGUGUUAGCUGAAAUCAAAGACAUGUCAAAACAUGGGGUCUGUGGUUUCUAUGACAGUGGGGUUAUGAAAAUAAUGUCAUUUUGUUUUCUUUAUAAUUCAAAAUAACUAAAGUUGCACAGCCAUUUUGUGGCUUGGAUAUAGAGAGAUUUGAUUUCCCAAGUACGUGUCCUAAAACAUUUCUGAUAAUUGUGGCAAAAAGUCUUUAUCAGUCAGACAACACUUUAUCUUUUAUAGACAUUUUCAACACUUAACAGCAUACUUACAAUACGAUAUAAUACAACAGAAUAAUGGACAAGAUUUGCCCAAAAAUGAAUUAAAUAUAUAAUGCCACAAUUUGUCUGAAGUAUUCGCAGGGAUAAUUUCUCACACUAUUAGAUCAAGGGUUGCAUUCAAAUCACAGUUGAUCUCAAACACAGACAUGAGAUACCCAUUGAACAAAAAGUGGCAAAUAUCAAAUCCAGAGUGCCAAAACAAGCUCCAAAAAACUGUUAACCUAAACCAUUGUUACUCAGCAAAAUUUCUCCUGACUCAAUCAGUGAUGAAUGGCUUGUCAAUCUUUAGAUUGUAUGCACAGUGUUUUAGGGUUGUAAUAUUUUUUCUCAUGUUUCUUAAUUUUGCGGCUCUUUUUUCCCCAUGAGCUAUAACUCUUUGCACACAAAGAGGCAUGAUCAAAUUGUGAACAAUUCUGCCAGUGCUCACGCUACAGUAGUGUCUGGAUUAACUCAGUUAAGACAUAAAUUGAUGUUAUGUAGAAAAGGGUCAUUCUUUGUACUUUGUUGUGAAGGUGUAGGAGGUAUCUGAAUUUGCCACUCCUCAAGAGCUAGCAUCUCUGAAAUCUUUCUUCUCGGCUUUCACAGCUUAGCUGGUGCAUGAUGCUUUCAUUUUAGCUCAGACUCUUUCCCCCAAUGGUUAGAGAAUUGCAUAGGGUUAAUCAUUUGUUAGCCAGCCAGUGGAUAUAAUGUAGAUAGGUUACCACACUGUUUGGCUGUGUCUAUGCUCAAGUGAAUGUUAAUUCAGUAGGCACCAGGCAAAGGGAUGAUGUUUCUACACUAACCAUAACUGCUGGAUGUAAUGGUUCUUCUUUGGCUAUUUUAAGUCAUUGUCAUGGUCUUUGUUGGUUGUAUGUACUCAAGUAUACAUAUAGGAUAAACAUUUCUAUAUCAAUAUAGAGGUUAUGUUAAACAAAUUAUAUAUUUUGUGAUGAUACAGCAAAUUAUGAUACUGAAGCGAAUGCUGUUUGUUUGGUCAUGCAUUUGAGAGGAAUGUUUAAAGGAUGAAUUACAUUUCUACCAUUUCCUCCUAUUCAAUUACAUUAUAUUGAUAUUUAUAUUGCCAGAAGUUGGAGACGGUAGUGACCUUUGACAAAUGUAGCAAUGGAAGCUACAUUCACACCCUUGUGAGUGAAUGUUAUGCCAAUGGGAAUUGCAAUAUGAAUUUUUAUUACUUGGGUUGCUUUUCAGAAGAAGAAAAAACCUACAUGAGGUAUGUUACAGAAGGACACUUCAAUGUGCCUUUAGGUUGUGGUCUUGGGCAGUAAGAGCUUUAUUUUAAAGACAGGUCAGCUAUUUUCAAACAGAGCCAGAAACCAGGGUAAAGAAACUGAAUAAACCACUUUGAAACAAAGGACCAAUCAGUUCAUACAGUGCACAGAGUUCGCUUGUUUGAUACUUUUACCCAUACCCACAGUACACACUUGAAGGUAGAUGCAGAGAUUUUGUUUGCCUUUUGGAAAUGCAGUUGUUGUUAUCUGAUUAAGCAUUCAUCUCAUAUUCUGGAUUGUCAGCUAGAAAAAGUAUCAGACCAAUAUGAAUGUCAAAGAGCAAGGAAUUGCACCAAAUAGGAAUGCACUUUUCGAUGGUGGGGGAGGAGAGUUUUGGGAGUUGCGUCUUUGUUUCUAGCAAGAACUAGAGCUAGUUGUUCAAAUAUACAGCGAUGUUACGAAGCUGGGUAGCGUGGAGGCACUCUGAAAAAACAAACAAACAAAAAAACAAACAAAGAAACAAAACAAAAACAAAACAAAAAAAAACAAAAAAACAAAACAAAAAAAACAACAACAAAAAAACAGGUGUUCCUCCAAAAUGAGCUUGCUGUUAGAGAGGGAACAUAACUGCAGAACUUUAUCUAAUUGUAAUCAAACUUUACAUAAAAUUUUAAUCCCAGAAUAAUGUUUAUUGAAUUAGCAUGAAUGUACUGGACACAGUUGAGGAAUGUCAUUGAAGUAGUUUAUGUGUUCGAGGGGAUGAUACGCGCUGAAGGGCAGAUGUUGCAGCUUUGUGCGCACCAACAUGUUUUCUGUGGGAUUAUUAUUGUGGUUUUUCCUGCUGUGUCACGUGAUGAUAGUGGGGCUCAGACAUGCCGUUCACAGCCAGACUCAGAGUAGCCAAUGUGUCCAUUUUAAACUUGCAGUAGGUCGACACGGUACGUUUUUAAGUCACUUUUUUUUCUUCAUUUAUAUCAGAAAACAGAUUUACAUAUGCAGUUCAUGCUCAUGUAUUAACAAUAUUUUUUUUGUCCAAAAUGUAUUUCAUCAUUAUUUUCUCUAAAUUUGCGCUAAAGACCGAAAGUAAUUCUGAUUGCUUUGUGUUUACAUGUUUCUAUCAGUAUUUCUGUUAAUGCAGCUGAUUUCAAGCUGAGGUUGGUUUCCAGUAGGCUGAGUUGAGACUAGGGAUGGGCCAGGCUGGGUGGGGCAAGCUUGGAUUUCUGUGUUUUGAAUUGUAGCUUGGUGCCAUCUACCAACACAACGAUGGGUUGAUAGAAAGCUCUUGCCAAGCAAAGCAAGGAGGUGCCCCUGCUUGCACAGUAGAUCUUCUAUCAAUUCUUUACCUCAAUCUAAUGCAAAAUAAAGAAACUAGAGGAAGGCUAGAGUCCAUCGUCGCUUUGUGCUAGCCUGGGACCAGUGCCAUUUUAUCUCCCUGUAGAACUUACUCAAGUGUUUUAUACCUCAUCUCUCAAAACCUCAAUCCUCUUUUCUCCACCCGGCCCACCUUACUCUCAAAUCAAACACAGAUGAGUCAUAAGGUUGUUGCUGAAAGUUUUCUGUCAGUGUUAUGCUCGUUCAUUCUCCAUGUCUGCCAGCAUUAUGCACUGGAUAAGCCUUGAUAUUAUGCAUCUCAUGCUCAUGAUGUCUCAGAGGCAGACAUGGCUUUUUUUUCCCUCCCCAACCAGUGGGAGGAUUCUUUUCAGUUCCAGAUGCAGGUUGUAUGUUAAACAGCUGGGUACGCACAAGUACACACACAGACCCUAGUUUGGAGGGACUUUGUGUCCAAGGGCACACUUCCUUUGAGGGUGUAGAGAGGACAAAAAAGGUUUAAACUAAACUAACUCCCUUGGAAAUACCAAUUGUUUGCACCCAAGUGUUUGUCAGUUAAGCAAAAAGUCCUUGCCACUAUGUUUUCAAUCCUGUUUGGGAUGUGUACUGUAUUCUAUUAAAAAGCCAGGAAGAAGCUUUCUAAAAUAAUGUAUGAAAUGAGUUUUGUGGGUGGUUGAUAUGUUGUGUUGUCUUUGAAUAAUGUAAGCCGGUGGAUCCCUAAUACCUGGCCUUGGGAACCAAGCAAAUGAAUGCUGUGAAAACACUCAAUACUAAACUGUAUAAGUAUACAGAAGCUGAAUGCACUAAAACGGAGAUCUAUUUUUCUGAAUGUAGAGUGGGUAUGACUGCACGAAUGCUGCUGGAUGAAAACAAACAUAAAAAAAGAACAUAUUCACACACCAACACAGCCAGAAAUAAAUUUGAGGAAGCACAGAAGGUGGGCAGAUGCCGCGUUGUGUUCUGAUUCGACAGACUGUGUGUUGUUGUUCACACUUACAGUGUCUUGUCGUUUCAAUUAUGCUUCUGUCCCAAGAGGGAGAGGAGUUCGAUUUUGACGUGGCAGGAAGCAAAGUUAGAUUCCAUGAAAAAACAUAUAUUAACUGCAACACAGAAAAAGUACUGAAUGCAGCUCUAACUUUUUCCUUUUCCUGAAUAUGACUUGAAACACAUGCAGACUCAAGAAAACAUCAAUAAAAUAAUCAAACAAAUGCUACAUGUACAUUUAUGUACUGUACACAAAUUUGUAUAUAUAUAUAUCUCUCUCAAAACAAUAAAUCUGAAAGAUAGAAUCCUUCUUGUGAUACGUUUUCAUUUUAGGUGAUUUUAUUGACAGUAUGAUCAAAACUCCUAAGCCUUCAACCAAGAAAACUCCACAAAAUGCUGACAAGAUACAGGAUGAAAAAAAAGCGCAUCUUUCAGAUCACUUACAUCACCAUACUCGCAUCAAAAAAAUGAAAUCAUUUGACCACAAUACAGUAUCAUCCGCCCAUCUAAUCUUUCUGCAUGUGAUUUAUUUAGUUAUAAUCCUGAAUGUAAUCGUUUAACAUGGAAAUAAUAAUAAAAAACAAGCUAUUUUAAAGAGGUAUAUUUGAAAAAAGCUAACUGUCUUAACUGGUACUGAAAUGACCUAAUAUAAUACUGGGCUGUGCUUUUAUUGUUUGCCCUUAUUAACAUGUUGUUAAGAAGACGCUGUACUACUUGUAGUUAUGUUUGAUUCUUAUUUUGGCAUUGUAUUUAUCUUAGUUAUGUUUUUUCUUCUUCAGCGCAAUAUUCGAUAUCUCUGUCUCUUUAAAUCUAACUUGUAAAACUAGAACUACUGCAGAUUCAUUGUAAAAGGGAAACAGCCUGGUGAUCAUCAAUUAAAGUACAUUGAAAUCUAAA
This is a messenger RNA of Myripristis murdjan (pinecone soldierfish), 17937 nucleotides long. RefSeq names its product microtubule-associated protein 1Ab (gene map1ab). Gene Ontology annotation, biological process: regulation of microtubule depolymerization; microtubule cytoskeleton organization; dendrite development. The record is from RefSeq and is a predicted model, not a curated record. Gene Ontology annotation, molecular function: actin binding; microtubule binding. NCBI's taxonomy places the organism in Eukaryota, Metazoa, Chordata, Actinopteri, Holocentriformes, Holocentridae. Gene Ontology annotation, cellular component: microtubule associated complex; neuronal cell body; cytosol.